Molecule: messenger RNA, 648 nt
Organism: Centropristis striata (black sea bass)
Lineage: Eukaryota; Metazoa; Chordata; Actinopteri; Perciformes; Serranidae
Gene: urm1
Product: ubiquitin related modifier 1
Exons: 5
Coding region: 43-348 (101 amino acids)
Biological process (GO): tRNA thio-modification; protein urmylation
Cellular component (GO): nucleus; cytoplasm
Molecular function (GO): protein tag activity
Source: RefSeq, a predicted model, not a curated record
UUCCGACUUCCCCCGCCACCACUUCCUGCAUGUGCCGGCAAUAUGGCAGCUCCCAUAGCGAUUCAUCUGGAGUUUGGUGGUGGAGCAGAGCUGCUUUUCAACGGUGUGAAGGAUCAUCAUGUGACUCUUCCAAGCCAAUCCGAACCUUGGGACGUGAAGCAGCUGCUGGUCUGGAUCCAACAGAACCUGCUGAAGGAACGGCCUGAGCUCUUUGUCCAGGGAGACUCUGUGAGACCAGGGAUUCUGGUGCUUAUCAAUGAUGCAGACUGGGAGCUAAUGGGGGAGCUGGACUACCAACUACAGGACCAAGACAAUGUUGUGUUUAUUUCUACUCUUCAUGGAGGAUAGCAAAUGAAUAGGGAAAACAAACAUAUCUUCCUUAUCUUUUUUCUCCACAUCCUCUGCACUCUCCUUCUCCACACAUCUCAACAACACGCCACCCCAUUGGACACUGGAUGUGUCAGCCUGCACCAUGAGGACUGACCGUGAUUGAUGUUGGUCCGCAGGAAUGAGUGGAAAAUCAGAGAUGGUUACCAAGAAAAAUGUAGAAACUGCGAGAUGGAAUUUAUGUGCAUGUUUGCGUAACAUUUUUAUAAAAAUCAAACAGGACAGGUGUAAAUCACUCAGAUUUAGCUCUCGUCGAACUGA